CUGGCCUCAUGAAUAAUGAAUACGCCGGAGCCCGUCCGCGGGCGGGGCAGGAAUGAGGGAGGCGGGGGUGCGGCGGCGCGCCUGCGCAGGAGCCGCCCGUGUCGGCAGCUGCGGCGGGUCGCGCGGCUCCGGCCCAUCUCGGGGGGCGGGCGGACGGGGGAGGUGAGGCGCGCGAGCAGAGCGCAGGGCACGAUGUCCGACACGGGCGGCGGGAAGAAGCCGCCUGUGGAGCCGCAGGCGGGGCCGGGCCCGGGGCGCGCAGCUGGGGAACGGGGCCUGCCGGGCUCCUUCCCUCUGGUCCUGAAGAAGCUGAUGGAGAACCCCCCGCGCGAGGCGCGCCUCGAUAAGGAGAAGGGGAAGGAAAAGCUGGAGGAGGACGAGGCAGCAGCAGCCAGUACCAUGGCUGUCUCAGCCUCCCUCAUGCCACCUAUCUGGGACAAGACCAUCCCCUACGACGGCGAGUCUUUCCAUCUGGAGUACAUGGACCUGGACGAAUUCCUGCUGGAGAAUGGCAUCCCUGCCAGUCCCACUCAACUGGCCCAGAACCUGUUGCUGCCUGUGGCUGAGCUAGAAGGAAAAGAGUCCGCCAGCUCUUCCACAGCAUCCCCACCAUCCUCCUCCACUGCCAUCUUUCAGCCUUCCGAAACCGUAUCCAGCACAGAAUCUUCCCUGGAAAAGGAGAGGGAGACUCCCAGUCCCAUUGACCCCAACUGUGUGGAGGUAGAUGUGAACUUCAACCCUGAUCCUGCUGACCUGGUCCUCUCCAGUGUGCCAGGUGGGGAGCUCUUCAACCCUCGGAAGCACAAGUUUGCAGAGGAAGACCUGAAACCCCAGCCCAUGAUCAAAAAGGCCAAGAAGGUCUUUGUCCCUGAUGAGCAGAAGGAUGAAAAAUACUGGACAAGACGCAAGAAGAACAAUGUGGCAGCUAAACGGUCACGAGAUGCCAGACGCCUGAAGGAAAACCAGAUCACUAUCCGUGCGGCCUUCCUGGAGAAGGAGAAUACAGCCCUUCGGACGGAGGUAGCAGAGCUACGCAAGGAGGUGGGCAAGUGCAAGACCAUCGUGUCCAAGUAUGAGACCAAGUAUGGGCCCUUGUAACCCGUGCCCCGCCCAGGCUGGGCACUGCCUGCCCCUUAGACCUCUGCCUGGGGGCUCCGUGAACCCCACACAUGCGUGGAGACUUAGGACUCGUCCUGGGCGCAUAGUGGUGCACCUGCUCCAGGAGCGUUCACGUCUCAGCUUCAUUAUAACAUGGCCAGCGCACGUGGCAACUUCCCAGGGGGGCCAGCCUCCUCACUGACAGGGAGCAUGAGAGAAUCUACGUGGAUGGGUGAAUCGGCCUAAGUUUCUGUUCUUGGAUGUCCUGGCUGAAUCGGAAGGGGACUUCUGGAAUACACAUCUCCUUUCACAGGGCGCUCAGGCUUCCUUCGACUCUCCCUCGGUCUCCAGCCUGGGCUGCCGAGGGCUGCCUCUGCAGAAUGAGUCGUGAUCAUUGUCACCGUUACGUCUUCUCAGGUAGCCCGUGGAUUUCCACUUGGUGUGUGUCUGUCAUGCACCUCACCCUCCCCAGAAAGUCUGUGAGAAAGACCAUUCCCAUCUCCCUUGGAGGUAGAAGGGCAUACUAGCUCCUCUGUUAGCGUAUGCAGGGUGCCAGGCCACAGGAAUGGUCUCCGCAGUCUGGGAUGGGGUUGGGGCCUGGGGCGUGCAGCAGAAGUGCACUCAGCUGUUCUUAGUCCUCACCACCCUUUUCUCUUAGGGCUUUAAGGCUUGAGGACUGGAUGCCAGAGAGGAGGCCCUGGGGACUGGCUCCAUCUAUUUGCUGUGGAGGAGACUCCCUGGUGACUAGUCUUUGGGCCAUCAUUGCGGGGAGAGGCCUUUUCACCUCCUCCUCCUCCAGGCCAGUCCUGGAGGCCACCUGACUCUCUUGUUUGUCCCACUAGACAGGCCUCUGGGCCUGCUGUUUCUGUUCACUUGGUAACCAUUGUCUUGGAUUUAAAAGAAUUCCCCCUCUCACCUGGGAAGCUUUACCUUCCUGGACCUAAGGUGUAGUUUCCGCAUGGUGUUUAGAAAACUGGCCCCUAUAGCACCUUACACUGUGGGCUUGAGAGCUGGGGCUUAUUUCUUGUGAAGCUCCAUUUUUUUCUUGCUCUGCUCACCAGUGUGGCCCAGGCCAGAGUCCACUGUCCCUGAGGGCAGAAGAGGUCCUCCCAGUUCUUGCGUCAGGAUUCCUCCUGUGUGAGCUAUCCAGAGGGCGUUAGCAGGGCAGAGCACCUAGCCAGGAAUCACCAAGGUACCAGUGCAUUUCCCAUGGGAUGGCAGGCUCUUGGGACAUUUGCAUGGACCUCAAGUCCCCUCAGUCUUGGGCCUAAGAGUUGGGCCACCUGCACAAGCCUGACCAUGGUGUGGAACCAUUCUCGCAGCUAUGACUUCCUCUGCCUCGCAGCUGCUCCUUUCUCUUCUGUCUGCCUGGACUUAUCCUUUUGCUCUGCCCAGAAGAUGAACUGAGGAAAUUUGUGGAACCCUCUGCUCAUUUGGGUCAGUUUGGGCACCCUCAAGAUGGCUGUUUAUUUGCUCAGGGCGGGCAACCUGUGUGAAGAGGAGACAGGUGACGGGUGCACUUUGUCAUACUUAACACUGGCUUUAUUUACAGUGGUGGCUCCGCGUCCUGGGCCUGACCUCUAAAGACUUUUCAAAACAGAUGUUAAAACUGGGGAAGCCGUCUACUGGCUGUGGACUGCACCCAGGGGACCCUCUAGGGAUCUGCACACUCGCCUCUUCGGGGGACUCGACAAAGGUCCCUGAGGCCAAGGGAGGUCUCCCCUCCCAUAGGCCCCUGACAUUUACUUUGUGGUUCUAUAAAAACCAUGUGCACACUUUCACUCUGUUGUGACCACACAGGGCAGUUGCAUCCAGCAUGUCAGUGUCCUGCCCCGGCAGCUCACCUGCCCGCCCGGCGCUCUCCCUCUGGGCUGGCUGCUCACCCAGAGGGCAGUUCUUCAUUUUGUUAUUGAUGGAUGAGCCUUGAGCUGAAAAGCUCUUCAUUUUCUUUGGCUAGAAAAGUGUAAGGUUUGUGUUUUUUCAGUUUU
Molecule: messenger RNA, 3086 nt
Organism: Sciurus carolinensis (gray squirrel)
Lineage: Eukaryota; Metazoa; Chordata; Mammalia; Rodentia; Sciuridae
Gene: Tef
Product: TEF transcription factor, PAR bZIP family member
Exons: 4
Coding region: 16-1098 (360 amino acids)
Biological process (GO): regulation of transcription by RNA polymerase II
Cellular component (GO): nucleus
Molecular function (GO): RNA polymerase II cis-regulatory region sequence-specific DNA binding; DNA-binding transcription factor activity, RNA polymerase II-specific
Source: RefSeq, a predicted model, not a curated record